Messenger RNA from Cannabis sativa, 687 nucleotides. RefSeq names its product protein E6. Bases 1 to 687 code for a protein of 228 amino acids. The transcript has 2 exons. The record is from RefSeq and is a predicted model, not a curated record. NCBI's taxonomy places the organism in Eukaryota, Viridiplantae, Streptophyta, Magnoliopsida, Rosales, Cannabaceae.
AUGGCUACCUCAGCCAAACAUUACUUCUCUGUCUUCUUCUUCCUCCUCUUCCUCUUCUCCACUUCUUCUCUAGUCAAAGCCAGAGAGAGCAAGUUCUUCAGCAAAAUCACUCACAAAAAUGUAGUCCAGUCCAAUGUCGAUCCACAAACCAAACUCCCUGCAGAGUUAUCACCGUCAAAAACUGUAGUACUCUCUCCGUCGUCGUCGCCGGCGCCGGAAACAGUAGUUGAGGUUCGUUCUCCGGCCCCUAGUUCAGUUCCGGACGAGAAGGAAAAUGGGUAUGGCUUGUAUGGUCACGGAGUGGGGUAUAACGAACAGUAUAGCUCCAAGAAGGAGAUUCCGAGCACCACCGGCGCCGGCGCUAUUGUCGGGAAUGAGCUUCUGAGCGAGGAAUUCGCCGAAGAUGAGUGGCCAGAGAGUGAAGAAGUUGAUGAGAAUGAGGGCGAGGAUGAUCGAAGAGAGGAGAGUGGGAAAUAUUUCAGUACUGGUCCCGUGACCAAAAACUACCACUAUGGAACCAACGGCUACGAUCAGAUCAAGCCCAGUCAGCAGCAAGGGAUGAGUGACACGAGGUUUUUGGAGAAUGGAAAGUAUUAUCAUCAUACGGCUGAGAAGAACACUAGGUAUGUGUUUGAUUCCAUGGAAGAGUAUGAAAAGUACCAAGAGAGCCGAGGAUAUGAACCAUGA